Leptomonas pyrrhocoris is the source of this 1517-nucleotide messenger RNA. RefSeq names its product putative Signal peptide peptidase. NCBI's taxonomy places the organism in Eukaryota, Euglenozoa, Kinetoplastea, Trypanosomatida, Trypanosomatidae. The transcript has a single exon. Gene Ontology annotation, cellular component: lumenal side of endoplasmic reticulum membrane; membrane; cytoplasmic side of endoplasmic reticulum membrane. Gene Ontology annotation, biological process: membrane protein proteolysis. The coding region runs from base 495 to 1517 and encodes 340 amino acids. Gene Ontology annotation, molecular function: aspartic endopeptidase activity, intramembrane cleaving. The record is from RefSeq and is a predicted model, not a curated record.
AGAAUCAAAGUUCUCACACAACUUUUGAGUUUUUUUUCUUUUCCACCCACCCACCCCCGUGGUUGCCUACCACGAUAGGGAUCCUUGGGUUUAACCAAUUCAACUAUCCUUGUUUGCCGCUUCGUUAGUAGUGCUACCUAUUAGAAAAAAUGGAAAGAGAGGAAAUCGCCAAGUCCAGUGCACCAUCGUCCCCUGACGUUGUAGGGAGUAAGUUUGGCAGCGGGACGCUGCGCGGGGUGAAUAGAUAAUAUGUUGGAGGUUCAUCGCGAGUUUGGAGGGUGGAAUCAGGUCUCAGCUAAUGCAUCUCUCUCGGACUCUUUGCACCUCUCGAUUCUUCUAUUCUGUGCUUCCAGCUUUCUUUAACUUCUUCCUUGUUGCGUCCAUCAAACUUCCCUCGGAAGUCUAAACUCACAUAAAAUCAGUUUGCUGGUCGAGGAAACUUUACAUUGCUGUCUAUAGCUUAGCUUUUUUUUUCUUUCUGUUUGACCUUUACAAUGUCUCAAAUAUACAUUGCUCUGGGAUUUUUGGUCUCGUGCGCUGUCAGUGUCGUGAGCGUGGCCUCGCACAGGUGCCGGAAUGCAUUGAUGCGUGGCAAGUCCGAAAACACCCUCCACACCGAUGAGGCACUGUCGAUGCCUUUGAAUGGCUCCGUUAUGCUGUUUUCUCUCUACGUCCUGCUACGCUUUAUUCCGAAAGAGUUCUUCAACGCGUUGAUUUCCUUCUGCCUGAGUCUGUUGAGCAUUUUCGCCCUGAACGCGUUCGUUAAAGGAUACGUGAAAGCGAACAUUCUCACUGGGCUGCUCUGCGUGGGAAUUGCCACCGUCAGCUACAUGACAGGUAGCUGGAUUGCCAACAACGUUCUAGCUUUCGCUUUUGGUGUUACUGCCCUUGAAUCUUUACAUGUCGGUGGAUUCUCGGCGUCAUUUGUGCUGCUGAUCGGCUUGUUUUUCUACGACAUCUUUUGGGUCUUUGGGUCCGAUGUCAUGCUCACCGUCGCGACUGGCAUUGACGGUCCGAUCAAAAUACUAUUCCCGCAGACCAUUUUCGGUGACCACCAGCAGAAAAGCCUGCUGGGCCUUGGCGACAUCAUAGUCCCUGGUUUUUUCAUCUGUCAAACGUUGGUUUUCUCGAAAGACUUUGUCAAGCGAGGCAAUUUGUACUUCGCAACAGCAAUGGUGGCGUAUACGCUGAGUCUCUUUAACACCAUGGCUGUGAUGCUUAUUUUUCAACACGGCCAACCGGCGCUGCUAUUCAUUGUGCCAUGGCUACUUAUCUCAUUCUGUGCGGUCGCCAUUUAUCAAGGUGAUGUGCGGGCGGCGUGGAACUUUGACAUUCUCACUGUCUUCUCUACUUCCAGCGACGAAAAGACACGGGAUGAAGAGACAUCCCACGAAGAGGAAGAGUCUCUGGGGAUGUUUGUAUGGGCGUCUGUUCUAGAUCUGUUUGGCUUGACAUCUGAGGAAGAGGUGAAGAGUGAUGCAGAUGGGGCAAAGCUCAAAGAGAAGAAGGAGGCGUAG